AUGGGUCGAAAAGCAAAAUCACAAGUCCAGAAGGUCGAUUACAAUGCUAUCGCCAAGCGGACAGAGUACAAAAAACUGGAAAGCGAUAAAAAGUCUUCAACUAGAGCGAGGGUCCAAGCGAUGAAGCAUCUCUUCAUUGAGUUCUGUGAGGAACAGCUCAAUCCACCAGACUGGGGACAUUGGCUUAACAGCGGAUUCAACUUCAAUACUAUUGAAGCAUUUAUCAGGUGGUAUAUGAACACACAUGAGAUUAUCCAAUUGGCGGCAGCUCAAACUGUCGUCAAGUAUUUCAUAAUGUUCUGUAGAGAAUAUCGGAGGGAAGAGAUCGAUUAUACUGUCAGGAAAGAUGUGAAGCUGCUCGUCGCCGGUCCGAUCCGUGUGGAUUACGACCUACAAACCGGUCGGAUUGAGCAACCGCCAUACAAUAUUGACGAUGUUAUGUACACAGUAUACCAUUUGAUUGCUUGGUGUCCAGUAAUGUUUCCUACGAUGCGAUGCAUAUUCCAACACAAUGCAACACGGAAAAUGAUGGCUUCAACAACCGCUCGACCCGGAACGCUCAUCGCGUCAGGGGAAUACCUGAUUGAAAAUGAUUCUUUGAAAUGGAAGGAUAUUGAACUCUUCAUGGUCAAAGAUCCUGAACUAUCCGGUGGCAAGGUUCUCAUCGCGAGGGUAAGACAUAGGCUCAACAAGGGUUCACGAAAUGAGGGCGCACCAUCCUGUUUCACGUACACAGAGCGGAAUGAUAACCUAGGACUUUGUGUUAUCCAGGAUAUCCUCACAUUCGCCUUUCUUGAUGACGCCUUUGAUAGCGAGUAUAUAAAAUGCCCUCGGGAUGUAUGGACGCUCACAGACAUUCCGGAUCACCGUCUUAGCACCCCGAUCGAAUUCAAGGACUCAAUCAAGGAUCUUCCUAUCUUACGGGGUGUUAUUAAGGGCAAAAACGGCUCCUAUACGACCCAUCCCUCAGCUGCUCUUCCAUAUCAUCAACUGAAUCGAUGGGAGCGAUCUGCCACUCGAUCCGCUGGCUUUAAAGAAUUAGGAACUCUUUACAAAUAUCGCAAAGGUGCAGCUGAUAAGAUUAAGCAACUUGAUGAGCACUCUCGGAAUCGUAUCAUGGGUCACCGUCAAGGGAGAACAUUUGCACAUUACGUAUCAGUCACGAAUGAUACACAAUCAUUGUUCAUGGAAACACCAGCUAGGACAACAUUGCUCAGCCUCGCCACUCAUGCAAGUAUUACACGAGAUCCUUCGGCACCGCAGGAUCUCACCGACGAACAAAAAAAGGCUAUACAUUCCAUUCCUGAAGUGCGAGAGCUCACAGAGAAGCGUGAAGAGCUCCAGGCAGAUAUCUUGAAAACACACGGUGACCUGAACCUUGCUAAAGAGUCUUGUGAUCCCCGAUUCGCUGAGUCAGCUGUUCUCUUGGCCAAGUUGAAAUGGCAGCGCCAGAAAGCGAGAGCCUCUAUGUUACAAGAAGCGCGCGUUAAUUUUUUUCGGCAGAUUGGGAAUCAAAUUAUCGAAAAAAACCGACUAGGAGAGAAGGUCUUUUAUGAACCUGAUACUUCGCGAAUCCAGCCUGAGAGGCUACAACUCGCAGAACUAGAAUUCAAAAACCGGGAUGUUGAUCAAAUUGAUCCAGAUGACUUAGCUGAAGACAGAAUUCGCUCGUUAGAAUUACGGCUACAGCUAAUUCAAAUCUACUCGCCCAUGAAAGCUUCCACAGUGAAGGCCAUUCAGCGACAAAACGAGUUGAAGGAACAGCGUGAAGAGAAACAGAAGCGCAGAGAAGUGAAGGAAGACUCUUCAGAGGUCCUUCAGUGCCCUAUAUGCCUCGGUGGAGGUGACACCAAGGCACAAAAGUAUAUAUGCUCGCAAAGAUACCUUACAAAAACAUAUCAAAACGCAUCGGCUUCAGGGGAGAUUUUCAAAUGGUCGCAAAUGUGA
This is a messenger RNA of Aspergillus affinis, 1947 nucleotides long. RefSeq lists its product as uncharacterized. The record is from RefSeq and is a predicted model, not a curated record. Lineage: Eukaryota; Fungi; Ascomycota; Eurotiomycetes; Eurotiales; Aspergillaceae. The transcript has 6 exons. The coding region runs from base 1 to 1947 and encodes 648 amino acids.